AUGGAACGAUUGUCAAAGGGUGCAACAAUUGCACCCAUCAUUCUUGCAUCUGAUAAGAUGCAUCUGUCACGCUUCAGUGGAGACAAGACUGCGUGGCCUGUCUAUCUCAGCAUCGGAAACUUGGAUAAGGAGAUACGACGUGCACCUUCGUCCCAUGCAACAAUUCUCAUUGUGGAAGGAUAUCGGCUAUUUCAUGCUUGCAUGGCAUCCAUCCUUCUAUCACUCAUUGAAGCUGGGAAUAAUGGAGUAGAGAUGGAUUGCACAGAUGGAUUCAUACAGAAGGUCUUUCCGAUUCUUGCUGCAACAAUGCUCGUAACAUCCUGCCAAGAAAACUAUUGUCCAACAUGCAACAUUCAGCCCAAUCGAUGA
This is a messenger RNA of Laetiporus sulphureus 93-53, 369 nucleotides long. RefSeq lists its product as uncharacterized. The transcript has 4 exons. Bases 1 to 369 code for a protein of 122 amino acids. The record is from RefSeq and is a predicted model, not a curated record. NCBI's taxonomy places the organism in Eukaryota, Fungi, Basidiomycota, Agaricomycetes, Polyporales, Laetiporaceae.